AUCACAUGGUUUUUCCUGUAUGUUUUAUUUUUAUAAACAUUUUCUGCGCAUAUUUAUUUUUUUACUUAUUCGCCGAUGUGAUUUGGUAGUUAAAUCUGUAGUCGUCACUCUUUUUAAUAAAUGUCACGCUAGAAACAUAUAGAAUUUACAAUAGUUCAAAUCAAAUUCGAAUACGAAGCGGCAAACCUAUUUUGAGAAAGAAAAAAUUCAGUUAUUUCACACCAUGGCCGAGGAGAUGGAGGUUGAGGAGACGGAGGACUUCCACGACAUGGAAGUCGAUGACGAAGAGCCAAUGUGGGGAUGGGACGUAGCGGUGGACAACUGUGCCAUCUGCCGUAACCACAUCAUGAACCUGUGCAUCGAGUGCCAGGCGGACCCGAAUGCAAACCAGGACGAGUGCACUGUGGCUUGGGGCGAGUGCAACCACGCUUUCCACUACCACUGCAUCGCGCGCUGGUUGAAGACGCGCCUUGUCUGCCCGCUGGACAACAAGGAGUGGGUGUACCAGAAGUACGGCCACUAGCGAGGAAUAUGGACAUGGAUCGGGGCAGGGGGUGGUGACAUCUGUGUGCUGGCAUGUGUUGAAUGUAAUUUAUAUUAGAGUUGACUUGGGUUCCCAC
This is a messenger RNA of Drosophila santomea, 620 nucleotides long. RefSeq names its product RING-box protein 1B (gene Roc1b). NCBI's taxonomy places the organism in Eukaryota, Metazoa, Arthropoda, Insecta, Diptera, Drosophilidae. The transcript has a single exon. Gene Ontology annotation, biological process: ubiquitin-dependent protein catabolic process; protein ubiquitination. Gene Ontology annotation, cellular component: cullin-RING ubiquitin ligase complex; nucleus. Gene Ontology annotation, molecular function: ubiquitin protein ligase activity; zinc ion binding; cullin family protein binding. The record is from RefSeq and is a predicted model, not a curated record. The coding region runs from base 224 to 523 and encodes 99 amino acids.